ACACGCAUUUGUAGAGUAUAAAUUCCACGGCAUAUUACUUGAUAUUUUCCAUUAUUCCUUUGUGGAAAGAAAAAAGAAGAAUUAGCAGCUGUUUUUGAGAAAAGAGCAGCUGAUAGCUGAAGAAUUGCUAGCAAAAGUGGAAGGUCUUUUCUGAUUGACCUUGGAUUUCCAUGGCUGGUGAGUCUAGUUAUGGGGAUAAGGAGAGAGAUCUUCAGUACACAGCAACAUGGGCAGUUGCUGGUGUUUGUGCUGUCAUCAUAAUCAUCUCUAUUGUCCUUGAAAAACUCCUCCACAAAGUUGGAACGUGGUUAACAGAUAGGCAUAAGAAGGCUCUGUAUGAGGCGCUGGAGAAGGUCAAAGCAGAGUUGAUGAUUCUUGGUUUCAUCUCUCUGACCCUUGUAUUCAGUCAAUACUACAUUGCUGAAAUCUGCAUACCUAAAGGUGCUGCUGAUAUCAUGCUGCCUUGUAAAGCAAAAGACCCUGGUGAGGAAAAAGAGGGCCGUCGCAGGCUUUUGUCGUUUGAUCGCCGUGUUUUAGCUGGCAAAUCGUCUACUAAAUGUACAGAUAAGGGGCUUGUACCACUUAUAACAGUGGAUGGACUGCAUCAGAUACAUAUUCUUAUAUUCUUUUUAGCAGUCUUGCACGUGCUCUACAGUGCUAUCACUAUGGGACUUGGAAAGCUUAAGAUUCGUGGUUGGAAAGGAUGGGAGCAGGAGACUACCUCCCACGACUAUGAGUUUUCUAAUGAUCCUUCAAGAUUCAGGCUUACUCAUGAGACAUCUUUCGUGAGGGCGCACACUAGUUUCUGGACACGGAUACCUAUCUUUUUCUACAUUGGGUGUUUUUUCCGACAAUUCAUUAGGUCUGUUAGCAAAUCUGAUUACAUGACGUUACGAAACGGUUUCAUUUCCGUUCAUUUGGCCCCUGGAAGCAAGUUCAACUUCCAAAAAUACAUCAAACGUUCACUAGAAGAUGACUUUAAGACUGUUGUGGGAGUAAGCCCAGUUUUGUGGGGAUCAUUUGUGGUUUUCUUGCUCAUAAAUGUUCACGGAUGGCAAGCACUGUUUUGGGCAUCCUUAGUUCCUGUGAUUAUAAUAUUGGCUGUCGGCACGAAGCUACAAGCUAUUUUGACAAAAAUGGCCCUUGAGAUAACAGAGAGACAUGCAGUAGUCCAGGGCAUACCCCUCGUUCAAGGCUCCGACAAAUAUUUCUGGUUUGGUCGGCCCCGGCUGGUGCUGCAUCUCAUUCACUUUGCACUUUUUCAGAAUGCUUUCCAAUUGACAUACUUCUUGUGGAUUUGGUAUGAGUUUGGAAUCGAUUCUUGCAUCCAUGAGAAUCUCGGACUUGUGAUUAUCAAGAUUGGUGUAGGGGUUUUUGUCCUAUGUUUGUGUAGCUACAUUACACUUCCACUAUAUGCCCUCAUUGCUCAGAUGGGGUCAAGCAUGAAGAAAACCAUAUUCGAUGAGCAAACGUCUAAGGCCCUCAAGAAGUGGCACAUGGCGGUGAAGAAGAAGCAGGGGCGGGGAGGAAGCACCCCUACGCGAACCUUAGGUGGGAACGCGAGCCCAACAUCUUCAAUGGGGUCACCGUUCCACCCUACGGGCGCGAUGCUUCAGCGUUUCAAGACCACCGGUCACUCGACUCGGGGAUUUGGUUAUGAAGACCAUGAUGCAUCUGAUAUCGAGGAUCCAUCCACGCCUCCACCACCGACGGCCAGCUUGAUCAUAAGGUCCAAUGAUCCUUUGGAUCACGACCACGACCACGACAUUGAUGAGCAUCAUCUUGAUGACGAGCAUGACAGGGAAUUCGCUCUGAAUGGACAGGAAACGAGGAACGAAGAUGAUUUCUCGUUCGUGCGCCCGGCUCCCACCCAGCAGAAGUGAGGUUGGCAGAAUGCUUGUUGGAUUUUUACUCGAGAUUUACUCUAUAUUUGCUUCUGUAUUUAAAUGUGCAAAAUUUUAAAGUGGCAGGAGGCACUUGUGAUUAGAUAUUUAGAUAUUUUUGUGUACAUUUUAAUAAAUUUUGUUUAUGUUCGAAAUUUUAAAAAAAUUUAAUCACCAUUUUAUA
Molecule: messenger RNA, 2067 nt
Organism: Salvia hispanica
Lineage: Eukaryota; Viridiplantae; Streptophyta; Magnoliopsida; Lamiales; Lamiaceae
Product: MLO-like protein 10
Biological process (GO): defense response
Cellular component (GO): membrane
Source: RefSeq, a predicted model, not a curated record